This is a messenger RNA of Pristis pectinata (smalltooth sawfish), 2112 nucleotides long. RefSeq names its product RNA-binding Raly-like protein. Gene Ontology annotation, molecular function: RNA binding. Gene Ontology annotation, cellular component: nucleus. The coding region runs from base 1 to 996 and encodes 331 amino acids. The transcript is spliced from 9 exons. NCBI's taxonomy places the organism in Eukaryota, Metazoa, Chordata, Chondrichthyes, Rhinopristiformes, Pristidae. The record is from RefSeq and is a predicted model, not a curated record.
AUGACCAGUAAUGUGACCAAUAAAAAUGACCCCAAGUCCAUCAACUCCAGAGUCUUCAUUGGUAACCUAAAUACAGCCAUUGUGAAGAAGGCAGAUGUGGAGGCCAUCUUUGGGAAGUACGGCAAGAUAGUGGGGUGCUCUGUACACAAAGGAUACGCGUUUGUGCAGUACGUGUUUGAACGGAAUGCCAGAGCAGCAGUGGCAGGGGAGCACAACAGGAUAGUGGCUGGGCAGCCAUUGGACUGCUUCCCACCGCGCAUCCGCCUCCAGCCAGGGGGCAGAGAUGCUCUGGACUGGCGGCACCUCUAUCGUCUUCAGUGCCACUCUGCAAUCAGCUGGCGGGACCUGCGGCUUGAGCAGGAUAUAAACAUGGCUGGGGAACCCAAACCAUAUCGACCCAAAGCAGGACAGAAACGACCCAUCAGCGCGUUGUAUGGAAGUGGCUAUGACUUUGACUACGACUAUUACAGAGACGGAUUCUAUGACAGGAUGUACGACUACCACAGAGUCCCCCCACCGAGUCGGGCGGUGCCUGCCGUCAAACGCCAGCGUGUCAUGGUCCCCGUCCCCCGCAGAAGCAAAAGCAGCUUCCCCGUCAAGAGUGGCCCACGGACAACCUCCGCUCCUGCCCCGACAUCUGGGACAAAAUUGAAAGCCGAUGACCUACAGACAAUAAAGAAGGAGCUCACCCAGAUAAAGUAUCGUAUCGACGGCUUGCUAGACAGCUUGGAGAGGAUGGAGAAGCAGCGCAAAGCUCCGACUGAGCCGAAGGCAGAGGUCACCGCGACGCCAAAGCGCAACUCAGGCGAGGAGGUGGCGGACAACGCGGACGACGCAACAGCAGACGAGCAGACGGAGGGGGAGACGCUGGAUGGCGGAGAGCUGGAAGGGGAUGAGAUCCUCGAGGAGGGCGAGGGAGUGGAGGAUGACUUUGACGAGGAAGGCACGGAUGAGCUGAUGAAUAACCAUACUCCGGAUACACCCGACACACAAUAGAAACAGACCUUGUGAGCAGCAGGGUUCAGUGAAUAGCUGAUGACAGAGAAACCAGACGACAGACAAGAUAAGUGAAGAGGCAGCUGUAGCUUUCAUCGACUCCACUCAACAAGACACAGUUCAGGGAUCCUCUGGACAGUUUGAUGUCUAAUCACCUAUGGCUUCGGUGUGUGCACUGCCUUUUUCUGACAACUGUCACCUCCUUCCUCGGAUCUCGACUGUGUGUGGGAGCACUGACAUCCCACUUGUAUUAUAGCUGUAAAUUUUUUUCCCGUUCCUUGUGGGUUUUUUCCAAUAACAGUUGUUCUCAGUUUGUAAGAUACUGGGGACAUUUUCAAAUGUUGGUAUGAAGAGAGAAUGUAACGCUUUACAAAAAAAAAGUUUUUAACUGUCUUGUUUUUUUUCCUUCGAGCAACAUCUCCUCCUCCAUGUGUUCAGAGCUGAUGUACGAGACGAGAAAGUCAUUGAUAUCACACGAGCCCAUAAUCUAGUCUGCAAUGCAGGUGUAGUACUGAGGGAGCGCUGCAUUGUUGAAGGUGCUGUUUUUUUUCCAGAUUAGAUGGUAAACCGAAAGUCUGGCUGCCCAGUCAGUGGGAAACAUGAAAGAUCCUGAAGAAGAAUUGGGUUGGGUGUGGGAGGGAGGCUGCCUGAGCUUCCUGGUCAACGUUUAACCCUCAGCUGAUCUCAUUCAACAGAGACACAGGAGACUGCAGAUGCUGGAAUCUGGAGCAACGCCCAAUCUGCAGGAGGAACUCAGCGGGUUGAGCAGCGGCUGUGGAGGGGGAAGGAAUUGUCGACGUUUUGGGUCGGAACCCUGCGACGUGAACAAUUUCUUUCCCCUGCCCCCCACAGAUGCUGCUCGACCUGCCGCGUUCCACCAGCAGAUUGUUUGUUCCUUCAAUCUGACCAUUUAUCUCACUGCUGUUUAUGGGAUCUUGCUGUGCGCAAUCGGUUGCCCCCAUUUCUUGCAUUACAGGUAUACUUUCGAAUACACUUCAUUGGCUGUAAAGACAUCAGGCAUCCCAAAGGCCAUAAAAGACACUAUUUAAAUGCAGAGAAACAAAGGACUGCAGAUGCCGGAUUAUCUCGAUGAAAAACACGAUGAAGCUGGAGGAA